Emiliania huxleyi CCMP1516 is the source of this 768-nucleotide messenger RNA. RefSeq lists its product as hypothetical. Lineage: Eukaryota; Haptophyta; Isochrysidales; Noelaerhabdaceae. The record is from RefSeq and is a predicted model, not a curated record. Bases 1 to 768 code for a protein of 255 amino acids. The transcript has a single exon.
AUGCCGAGCGUUUUCCUCAGGCUGCGAACGAUAUCACGCCUGACGUCGCCGCGCAAGCCAAAGUCGCCGUCGUCCAAAGCUAGCGAGCCGGUCACCGCGAGCACCUCCCCAGGAGACACCGACUCCGAAGCCAGCGAAGCACCAGAGCCUGGUCCGGCGAGGACGACCAAACCGCUGCCGCUCACUCAGACCCACACGCGACGAGCGCCGUUCGUGCCGCCAUCCCACUUUGCGGUGCUCCCGGCGCCGCCGCGCUCGUCGCUGGAGGAGGCUUCUAAUCCGGAGAGCAGUCGCCAUCCUAGCCCUGACCCGGAGGCGGAGGAGGUAAUGAGCCCUGCGAUGCGCGACGGCCAGCCGCGGCGGCGGCGGCCCUACAUCUUCCAGCGGCUCGGCUCAGGGGAGCCGUGUGGCAGCGACAGGACCAGUGAUUCAGCAGCGGACUUCGGUGACGUCUCCUCAAUGCCGACGGACGCUUCUAUACGAGACCACGAACGCAAAUCCCAGUGCGACGUCGCAUAUCCGGCGGAAUCCAUCACCCCAAGAAGGACGGACGCAAAGGACCGUGCGAGAGGCGUCCACCGUUUGUCGAUUGGCCCCUUCCCCGGCUCGAUGCCGCGCAAGUCGCUCUGCGACCCGCCGCACGAGAACGGGGCCGGGCAAACCGAGUCGGACCGCGACGAGGCGGUCCAAGGCGCACAGGACAGCUCAGCAGAGCUGCCUUGGGCGCAGCUCUGCCGCUGCUUUGCCGCCGGCGCACGUCUCGUGUGA